This is a messenger RNA of Acinonyx jubatus (cheetah), 1658 nucleotides long. Its product is annotated as 14-3-3 protein epsilon-like. The record is from RefSeq and is a predicted model, not a curated record. NCBI's taxonomy places the organism in Eukaryota, Metazoa, Chordata, Mammalia, Carnivora, Felidae. Gene Ontology annotation, cellular component: cytoplasm. Gene Ontology annotation, biological process: signal transduction.
AAUCGGGAGGAUCUGGUGUACCAGGCGAAGCUGGCAGAGCAGGCUGAGCGAUACGACGAAAUGGUGGAAUCGAUGAAGAAAGUAGCAGGGAUGGAUGUGGAGUUGACAGUUGAAGAAAGAAACCUCCUAUCUGUUGCAUAUAAAAAUGUGAUUGGAGCCAGAAGAGCUUCCUGGAGAAUAAUCAGCAGCAUUGAACAGAAAGAAGAAAACAAGAGAGGAGAAGACAAACUAAAAAUGAUUCGGGAAUAUCGGCAAAUGGUUGAGACUGAGCUAAAGUUAAUCUGUUGUGACAUUCUGGAUGUACUGGACAAACACCUCAUUCCAGCAGCUAACACUGGCGAGUCCAAGGUUUUCUAUUAUAAAAUGAAAGGGGACUACCACAGGUAUCUGGCUGAAUUUGCCACAGGAAAUGACAGGAAGGAGGCUGCGGAGAACAGCCUAGUGGCUUAUAAAGCUGCUAGUGAUAUUGCAAUACAACUUCCACCAACGCAUCCUAUUCGCCUAGGUCUUGCUCUCAAUUUCUCCGUAUUCUCCUAUGAAAUUCUUAAUUCCCCUGACCGUGCCUGCAGGUUGGCAAAAGCAGCUUUUGAUGAUGCAAUUGCAGAACUGGAUACGCUGAAUGAAGAAAGCCAUAAGGACUCUACACUUAUCAUGCAGUUGUUACGUGAUAAUCUGACACUAUGGACUUCAGACAUGCAGGGUGAUGGUGAAGAGCGGAAUAAAGAAGCGCUGCAGGAUGUGGAAGACGAAAAUCAGUGAGACAUAAAAGCCAACAAGAGAAACCAUCUCUGACCACCCCAUUCCUUCCCAUCCCACCCCCAUUGGAAAUUCCCCCAUUGUCACUGAGAACCACCAAAUCUGACUUUUACAUUUGGUCUCAGAAUUUAGGUUCCUGCCCUGCUGGGUUUUUUUUUUUUUUUUUUUAACCAUUUUCAAAAGUUCAUAAAGGCAAGAGUGAAUUUCUGUGGAUUUUACUGGUCCCAGCUUUUAGGUUCUUUAAGACACUAACAGGACUGCAUAGAGGCUUUUUCAGCAUUACUGUAUUGUCUCCUGCCAGGUGGGUCAAGAUCACCAUUAGAAAUGGAAAUGGUAUCUGAAAGCUAUUAGACUUCUAGGUGACGUGAGCAUCUAAGAGAGAGGUUAAUCACACUAUGAGGCAUUGUGGUAUUAUUUUUCCUUUUUCUAAUUGUUUAAAUUGAGUUUUAUACCAAUGUUUAAAAUUAAUUGGGUGUUAGCUUGAGGUGGUUAAAAGUUGUUCGGAGAGUUGUAAUGGUUUUGCUGUAAAAAGUGUUUCAAACUCUGCUGAAAUGUUGCUGAAAAGCAUGGUGCUGGUAACAGUUCAACAAUCCGUGGCUGCUCAUUCCUGCCUACUUUCACUCUCCCUCUAAAGCAGGUUAGCAUUGAAGGUGGUAUGGAAAAGCCUGCAUGCGUGUUCAAUUCUUUGUUUCUUCUCCUUCCCUCUCCCCCAGGGCCCCCCCUUCCCUACUUCGCUCGCUCAACCUCUUUUGUUCAGUAUGUGUAACUUGAAGCUAAUUUGUACUACUGGAUAUCUGACUGGAGCCACAGAUACAGAAUCUGAAUUGUUCUUACUGAAACACAGCAUGGAAUUAACAUUAAACUUAAAUAAAACAAACCUAAAUUAAAAAUGCCAAAAAAAA